Molecule: messenger RNA, 4848 nt
Organism: Oncorhynchus kisutch (coho salmon)
Lineage: Eukaryota; Metazoa; Chordata; Actinopteri; Salmoniformes; Salmonidae
Product: membrane-associated guanylate kinase, WW and PDZ domain-containing protein 2
Exons: 21
Coding region: 355-4308 (1317 amino acids)
Biological process (GO): signal transduction; receptor clustering
Cellular component (GO): cytoplasm; dendrite; cell-cell junction
Molecular function (GO): beta-1 adrenergic receptor binding; signaling receptor complex adaptor activity; SMAD binding
Source: RefSeq, a predicted model, not a curated record
GGCGGUGCAGACUACAGAACAUUAAUUGCGACUCUAUUUUUUUCCUUCCAUCCAUCCCUCCUCUCUGAACCAUUAAUCUCCCCUCCUCCAGACUUCACAUCCGGUUCACCCGCUAGUAGCCUAUCUUCUGUGUCUUGCCUGUGUGUGUGACGGCCUGAUUCUCCACCGAGCUGUACUGCAGACCCCCUACCUGAACGCGCUGCGUGCUAGACGGAUACUACGCCUGGCGUGCAUCGGUGAUGGAGCUACCGUCGGCGCUCUGAUCUGGUGGGAGCCGAUCUGUAUGACACAAAGGCCGGGAUGAGACGAUAGGCUAUCGGAUGGGCGCCCCGGUUUGGUGAUACUCGCUCAACGAUGUCCAAGAGCCUGACGAAAAAAAAUCACUGGACCAACAAAGUCCACGAAGCGGUCGUCACCAGGAGCAUAGAGGGAGAAUUUGGCUUCGAGCUGAAGGGGGGCGCGGAGAUUGGGCAGUUCCCCUACUUCGGGGAGGUGAAACAAGGAAAAGAAACCGUCCAGAGCGGCAAGCUGGCCCAGGAUGAGUUGCUGCUUGAGGUCAACGACACGCCGGUGGCCGGGCUCACCACCCGGGAUGUUCUGGCUAUCAUCAAACACGGCAAAGAUCCGAUCCGCUUCAAGUGUGUCAAACAAGGGGGCAUGGUGGAUAAGGACCUCCGGCACUACCUCAAUCUGCGCUUCUCCAAGGGAUCCGUGGACCACGACCACCAGCAGAUCAUCAGAGACAACCUCUACCUCCGCACCGUACCCUGUACCACCAGGCUGCCAAAGGAGGGAGAGGUGCCGGGGGUGGACUAUAACUUUGUGAGUGUGGAGCGCUUUAUGGAACUGGAGAAAAGCGGAGCCCUGCUAGAGAGUGGAACCUAUGAAGAGAACUUGUACGGUACUCCCAAGCCCCCAGCCGAGCCCAGUCCGGCGGCCCCUCCCUUGAAUGUGAGUGAGGCGCUGCUGCCCGGAGCCUGGCCCAGCGCCCAGGGCAAGAGGAAGAGGAACCAGUCGGUUAGCAACAUGGAGCAGCGAGCCAGCCUGGAGCUGCCUGAGGAGGAGGACUGCAGCCCUCCCGUGGUCAACGAGAAUGGCGUGGCCAUCACGCCAGAGUCAAGCGAGCAUGAGGACAAGAGCACAGAUGUGUCUGAGGAGGUGUCUAUGAUGGAUGUCCUCACCCUUCCCCCUCCCUUCACUGAGCCUCCCACAGAGGGAGAGGAGUCCCCCGAGCGGGAACCCCCCAAAUCGCCCCCCAAACUCCCCAAAGGAGAUGAGGAGGAACUGGGACCCCUACCCGACAACUGGGAGAUGGCCUACACUGAGAAAGAAGAGGUGUACUUCAUAGAUCACAACACUAAAACCACGUCAUGGCUGGAUCCUCGGCUGGCAAAGAAGGCCAAACCACCUGAGGAGUGCAAAGAGGACGAACUGCCGUAUGGCUGGGAGAAGAUCGAUGACCCUAUCUAUGGCAAUUACUACGUAGACCACAUCAACAGAAGGACUCAGUUUGAGAACCCUGUCCUGGAGGCCAAGAGACGACUGGAGCAGCAGCAGCAGAUGCAGAACCAGGGACUGUCAGCUCUGCCUUUACCUACUAUAUACAGAGAGAAGCCCCCAUUCACAAGGGACCCCACCCAGCUGAAGGGCUCCUUUCUGUCCACGGCUCUCCAGAAGAGCAACAUGGGCUUUGGCUUCACCAUCAUUGGAGGGGAUGAACCGGAUGAGUUCCUGCAGGUCAAGAGUAUCAUACCCGAGGGCCCUGCUGCACAGAACCAGAAGAUGGACACAGGUGAUGUCAUCGUCUACAUCAAUGACAUCUGCUGCCUGGGCACCACUCACGCCGAUGUGGUCAAACUCUUCCAAUCUGUUCUCAUUGGACAAAGCAUCACCCUGGUCCUCUGCCGGGGCUACCCCCUGCCUUUUGACCCUGAGGACCCCAGCGGGGCAUCCGCCGGAAACUCCCUGACCCCCAUUGGCAUGGAACACCACCCCAUGGUGGUGAACGGGCGUAGCAGCUACAACCAUUACCUGGAGUACCUCUCCCUGAGCUCUCAGCUCCCUUCGCAGGCUCUAGCCCAGCCAGGGGCACCCCACCCUGGGGACACCCACCUGGAUGGGUCCUCAUUACCGCUCACCAACCCCGGGUCCGCUCCGGCCGUGACGCCGCGCGACGACAAUGUCUCCAUGGUGUCGUCAGGGGCGACGGGGAUCACCGGGGGCGUGAUCCAGGGGGCGGAGCUGCUGACAGUGACUAUGGUGAAGAGGGCAGAGGGGUUCGGGUUCACCAUCGCCGACAGCCCCACGGGGCAGCGGGUCAAACAGGUGUUGGAGCCGGUUGUGCAGGACGGAGUGGGUCUGAAUGAAGGAGACCUGAUCCUGGAGGUGAACCAGCAGGGUGUGGCGGGGGCAAGACACGGCCGUGUGGUGGAGCUGCUCAAAGAGUGUCCUGUCGGAGCCGAGGCCACGCUACUCAUACAGAGAGGAGGAGGGGAAGGUCACCUCUCUCCAUGGAAGACCUCCAAACAGAUACCAGAGCAGUGGGACCCCCAUGGAAGUCCCCAGACUUGCUUGUCAGCCCCAGUGCUUCCCACGGGCACACCCUUCUCUACCCAGCCACAGCAUCACACCUCGGUCCCCGACUCCACGGAGGGCUUCGACCUCAAACCCGACCCAUAUGACCUCUAUGAGAAGUCCAGGGCCAUCUACGAGAGUAGACGUCCAGAGUACCAGGAGGUGGAAGUUCACCUGUUGAGGGAGAAGACUGGGUUUGGCUUCCGCAUCCUGGGGGGUGACGAGGCCGUGCAGGCUAUUGUGAUUGGGGCGAUCAUAGAGAACACUCCUGCCGAGCGCGAUGGACGUCUUCGACCUGGGGACGAGCUCAUCUCCGUGGAUAAAAUGGUGGUUGCUGGGAAACCACACAGAUACGUGAUCGACCUGAUGCACGCAGCUGCACACAAUGGUCAGGUCAGCCUGAAGGUCCGGAGGAGAGUCCACUUCUUCAGUGAGGUGUUAGGGGUGAACGGCCGUAGCCCUGGCUACGUGUCCACGCAGCACAAUUCCCCGCGCAGCGACGCCGCCUCAGCUUCCUGUCCCGUAACCCCCGGCAAUGUCCCGCCACCAUCCACCACCUCCCCUCCAGAGGGCACCGUCCCCCUGCAUACCAGUGAUGUCAUCAUCCACCGCAAAGAGAACGAGGGAUUCGGCUUUGUCAUCAUCAGCUCGCUGAACCGACCGGAGAACACAGCUGUCAUCACUGUGCCCCACAAGAUUGGGCGUAUCAUCGAGGGCAGCCCAGCGGAUCGCUUUGGCUGCCUGAAGGUUGGCGACCGGAUCCUGGCCGUCAACGGGCAGUCCAUCAUCAGCAUGCCCCACGCCGACAUCGUCAAGCUCAUCAAAGAUGCCGGACUCAUCGUCACCCUGCACAUCAUACCGGAGGAAGAUCCCCACUCGAGGCCCAGCUCAGAAAAGCAGAGCCCCAUGACCCAGAAACACAGCCCCCAGGCCCAGCCCAGCCCCAUAGUCAACCAGCCCAGCCAAGGAGCAUCCCAGCCGGGUCAUGCACCAGCCCAGCCGGGACAGACAACCACCACCCAGGAAGGCUCAGCACCACUAGCUCUGCCCGGCCAAACACCAGACCAGCCAGGCCAAGAACCAGCAGCAGCCACGCAGCCUACCCCAGGAGCAGCCGCCCAGCCCAGCCCGGCAGGCACCCAGCAGAGCCCGGUCGCCCAGCCACCCGGCCACCCUCCCCCGCUCUACCUCCACGACGGCAGGUCAGAGGUGAAAGCCAGGCAGGAUGUGAAACCGGAUAUCCGCCAGCCUCCGUUCACCGACUACCGGCAGCACCCCGUUGACUACCGGCAUCCUCCGGUGGCUGAUUACCGGCAGCCGCCCACACUGGAUUAUCGUCACCCUCCUCCCCUCAUCGACUACAGACAACACUCGACAACACUCGCUGCACAGUUCCCUCUUGCACAGUUUCCACCUGACUUCAGACCACAGGACUUUGACUACUUCACGGUAGAGCUGGAGAAAAGUGUGAAGGGUUUUGGCUUCAGUAUCCGUGGGGGACGGGAGUACAAGAUGGAUCUGUUUGUUUUGCGGCUUGCAGAGGAUGGGCCAGCCAUCCACAAUGGCAGAAUGAGGGUGGGGGAUCAAAUCAUUGAGAUAAAUGGUGACAGUACCCGGGACAUGACUCAUGCCCGGGCCAUUGAGUUGAUCAAGGCGGGGUGCAGGCGGGUGAGACUGUUGCUAAAGAGAGGCACGGGACAAGUGCCUGAGUAUGGUGGGUCUCCCCCCAAAUAAACCCCCAUCUUAAUUUUUUUCUCUCUCUUUCCCUCUCUCGCUUUAUCAUUUUUCUCUCUCUAUGAUUAUAUCUUUCUUUCUCAAUCUCUUUUUGGUUGACAAUCUCUCUCUUGUGCUAGUUUUUAAAAAUGUUCUCUCUUGUUUCCCAUCAUCGCUCACUCUCUCUCUCUCUCUCUCUCUCUCUCUCUCUCUCUCUCUGUCUCUGUCUCUGUCUCUGUCUCUGUCUCUGUCUCUGUCUCUGUCUCUCUCUGUCUCUGUCUCUGUCUCUCUCUGUCUCUGUCUGUGUUUCAAUAAAAUUCAAAGUGCUUUAUUGGCAUGGGAAACAUAUGUUCACAUUGCCUAACCAAGUGAAAUAGAUAAUAAACAAAAGUGAAAUAUACAUUAAAUAAUGAACAGUAAACAUUACACUCACAAAAGUUCCAAAGGAAUAGAGACAUUUCAAAUGUGAUAUUAUGGCUAAAUACAGUGUGGUAACGAUGUGCAAAUAGUUCAAGUAAAAAAGGGAAAAUAAAUAAACAUAAAUAUGGGUUGUAUUUACAA